CAAUAUAACGAGUGACGCUCCCCAAUUUAAUUCUACCAUCACUUCGUCCCUACGAGCUGCGACCAUACAUAAAAGGAAAAAAAAAGGCGCGAAUUUACUCAUCUCUCUCUCUCUCUCUCUAUCCCUCACCACAACAAACUAGGCUUUGGCAUACAGAUUCUGCCAGCGGUAUUCGGUGUCCAUCGUCAUCCAUAGCUUUCCAUCGGUGGUUUCGUUCGACUAUGAUUUAGGUUGUUUUUGGUUCAAACUUCGAGGUUGUGGCUUUUGGGUGUUUGGCAAGGCGAACUGCAAAGGAGUUAUUCCCCUUUGGAUUGGUUUCAAGGUUCAGUUGUUGUAGAGGGGUUACAUGGCGGUGGUGCUAUAUAUGCUUAAAGGUUAUAAAGGUGUUGAUACGUUGUUGUAAAAUUGCACUGCACUAACAGCUAUAAGAAUGUCACGUAAAAGGAUUAGGUGUAUGGUUUCGAUUGAUGCUGAAGAAGUGGAAACUCAACAUCAACCACAAGUUACGCAACAACAAUCUCAACCCCAAACACAACGUUUCCAACAACAGUCCCAAUCCCAACCACAAGCUACUCAUAAUGAAAUACGUACUAAGAACUCUCAACCAAAGAGAACCCGUGCCCUACAUUAUGUAAGAAUUUACUUAAAAUUGAUUCCACCAAAUGUGUAAAGGUGGAUUUUAAUGAAAUGUUGCAACCCGUUGGAGAUUCUAGUUGUAGCUUUGGUCAAUUUAUAGGGACCCUUGCAAGAAAUGGGGUAAAACUACCCAUUGAUGUAAGCGAUUGGAGAAAGGCGCCUCCAACAACUAAGGAAGACUGUUGGAAUUUUGCAAAGGAGCAAUCUAUGACUCGAGCAGAAUUAUUUGUUAAGACCCAUACACGAAAGGAUGGGAAGGUUGUGAAUAAAGGCAUCUGAGGAAGUCAUUACACGGGUAAAACAAGUUAUGUCUUCUCAAGCUUUGGAGUCUUCAUCACAAGCAACCUCUAUUGCUGCAAAAGAUGAUGUUCUUAGUCAAGUACUUGGAGAAGAGCGUUGUGGACAUGUUCAUGGUUUAGGGUUGGGACCAACUCCAACAUCUUUAUGGGGUCCAACCACCAAGCAUCAAAAUACACAAUUGGUUGCUGAGAACAAAGAACUCAAGGAAAAGAUUAACUCAUUAACUGGCAAAUAUAAUGACUUGGAUGAAAAAUUGAAGAAGGUUCUAGAGAUGUUGCAUAAUAGAGGAGAGGGUUCAACCAAUGCUACAUUCAUAAAUUCGCCAGAAAGUAUGCACUCCUCUGAAGCAAGCCACAUGGUUGAGAACCUUGGUCUUGUGGAUGAUGAGGUUCUCAACAAAACUUGUGUGGCUGAUGAUGCUAACUUUGAAACUAUGCCAACAACAAAUAGUCUGGAUGAUGUUCACACUACUACCCCGGUAGUUGGUGCAGCCAUUCAUCUUAUUGCAGAACAGACAAAUAAUCUGGUAAAAUUAUUAGAUUUGGAUGAUGAGGUGGUUGCAUAUGCUCUUCUCAAGAGUAAAGAUCCCACAAAGGAAGUACAAGGACGACCAUUGGGAGAUAAAUGGUCUGAAGUACUAGUUAGACUUUCAACGAAGGAUGAUGCACCACUUAUGAGGAUAGAUGCAGGGCGUAGAACCAUCAAAGAUGCAGCCGCUGCAACACAAACAAUUGCUUGGCGUAAUGAUUUUAUAAAAUCAGAUUUUCGGCCUCAUUGAUUGAUUGGAUGGAGAAAGACUUCGCUGAAAUGUAGAUAAAAUCAGAUUUAUAGACAAAUGGAAAGGUUUUUCCAUUGAAUUUGUGAGAGAAAUAAAAGAAGGCUGGUGGAAGUUAAUUUGAUUGAAUAUUGGAAAAUGAACAGCUGGGAGUGAUAGUGUUAUACGAUUGGAAGAUGCUAGUUUGUUCUAAUCUAAAAUGACUUAUAUUUUACAAUUUCUUUUGUUAAUGAUAGGAUGAUGGGGUUCUGA
This is a messenger RNA of Nelumbo nucifera (sacred lotus), 1963 nucleotides long. NCBI's taxonomy places the organism in Eukaryota, Viridiplantae, Streptophyta, Magnoliopsida, Proteales, Nelumbonaceae. The record is from RefSeq and is a predicted model, not a curated record.